AUGUCAGUGUCCGGCAAGAAAGAGUUUGAUGUGAAACAGAUCCUCAGGCUACGCUGGAGGUGGUUCAGUCAUCCUUCUCAAGGCUCGCCCAGCACUGGAAGCUGCCUUCAGCAGGAAGGAUAUGAGCAUAGAGGGACCCCGGUUCAGGGCAGGUUGAAGAACCACUCUCGGGACAGAAACGGACUAAAGAAAAGCAGCAGUCCUGUCCACCACAAUAUACUGGCACCAGUGCCAGGACCGGCUCCUGCCCAUCAAAGAGCCCUUCAGAAUUGGCACCACCAAAACCUUCUAGAACAUCUUCAAGCAAAUGAAGAUACUCCUAAAGCAGUUACAGGAGAGAAUUUGUUCAAAGAAGCUUAUGAAAAACGCUCACAAGAUUUGGAGAUGAUGGCUGAUGACAACAUAGAAGAUUCUUCAGCAAGACAGUAUACUCAACAUCCUGAAGAAAUGAAUGUUUGCAGAUCUGAGGAGCAGUUCCAUGCUGUAAACCAUGCACAGCAAACUCUUCGUAGAAUGGAGAACUACUUGAAAGAGAAACAACUUUGUGAUGUGCUACUCAUUGCUGGACACCUUCGAAUCCCAGCUCAUCGAUUGGUUCUCAGUGCAGUGUCUGAUUACUUUGCUGCAAUGUUUACUAAUGAUGUUCUUGAAGCCAAACAAGAGGAGGUCAAGAUGGAAGGAGUAGAUCCACAUGCACUCAAUUCCUUGGUGCAGUAUGCUUACACAGGUGUCCUGCAAUUGAAAGAAGAUACCAUUGAAAGUCUGCUGGCUGCAGCUUGUCUCCUGCAGCUGACGCAAGUCAUUGAAGUCUGCUCCAAUUUCCUCAUAAAGCAGCUCCAUCCCUCCAACUGCUUAGGGAUUCGCUCAUUUGGAGAUGCCCAGGGUUGUACAGAGCUCCUGAACGUGGCACAUAAGUACACCAUGGAACACUUUAUUGAGGUAAUAAAGAACCAGGAAUUCCUCCUACUUCCAGCCACUGAAAUUUCAAAACUUCUGUGUAGUGAUGACAUUAAUGUACCUGAUGAAGAAACCAUUUUCCACGCUCUAAUGCAGUGGGUAGGGCAUGAUGCACAGACCAGGCAACGAGACCUGGCGAUGCUGCUUUCCUAUAUCCGACUGCCAUUACUUCCUCCACAGUUAUUGGCAGAUCUUGAAAACAGUUCCAUGUUUAGUGGUGAUCUGGAGUGUCAGAAGCUCCUGAUGGAAGCUAUGAAAUAUCAUCUCUUACCUGAGAGAAGACCCAUGAUGCAAAGUCCUCGGACAAAACCUAGAAAAUCAACUGUGGGGGCCCUUUAUGCUGUGGGAGGCAUGGAUGCUUUAAAAGGUACCACUACAAUUGAAAAAUAUGACCUCAGGACCAACAGCUGGCUGCAUAUUGGCACCAUGAGUGGCCGCAGACUUCAGUUUGGAGUUGCAGUUAUCGAUAAUAAACUUUAUGUUGUGGGAGGAAGAGAUGGUUUAAAAACUUUAAAUACUGUGGAAUGUUUUAACCCAGUUGGCAAAAUCUGGACUGUGAUGCCUCCCAUGUCAACUCAUAGGCAUGGCUUAGGUGUAGCCACUCUUGAAGGACCAAUGUAUGCUGUAGGUGGUCAUGAUGGAUGGAGUUAUCUAAAUACUGUAGAAAGAUGGGAUCCUGAGGGACGCCAAUGGAAUUAUGUGGCCAGUAUGUCAACGCCUAGAAGUACAGUUGGAGUUGUUGCGUUAAACAACAAAUUAUAUGCUAUUGGUGGACGUGAUGGAAGUUCCUGCCUCAAAUCAAUGGAAUACUUUGACCCACAUACUAACAAGUGGAGUCUGUGUGCUCCAAUGUCCAAAAGACGUGGAGGUGUGGGAGUUGCAACACACAAUGGAUUCUUAUAUGUUGUAGGAGGUCAUGAUGCCCCUGCUUCUAAUCACUGCUCCAGGCUUUCCGACUGUGUGGAAAGGUAUGAUCCAAAAAAUGAUUCAUGGUCGACUGUGGCGCCUCUGAGUGUCCCUCGAGAUGCUGUUGCUGUGUGCCCCCUUGGAGACAAACUUUACGUGGUUGGAGGAUAUGAUGGUCAUACCUACUUGAACACUGUUGAGUCGUAUGAUGCCCAGAAAAACGAAUGGAAAGAGGAAGUCCCUGUGAACAUUGGAAGAGCUGGUGCAUGUGUAGUGGUUGUGAAGCUGCCCUAAAGCUAUCUGUAGCAAAUGGAAUCAAACUAGAAAAUGUUAUGAAAUGUAGCAGGAAGAGAAAGAAGAAACAUGUUCUUUUCUGCAACUAAUAAUCAAACUCGAAAAUUGUUGUGUUGUUUUACUGUGUAGCUAUAGUGUCAUUUGUGAAGCCAUUGAGGAUUUUCAAACAUGUGUGACAUAUGAGUGUUAAGUGUAUGUGUUGUCACAGCUGAUAAUAUAAAGCAAAAUCUAGUAGUCUAGGUUUCAUCUUCUUGCUACAAAAUGUUAAAAUACUUAAUGAAAAUUGACAGUGGCCAAAGCAGGAAGGUUAUAAAAGCACUAGAAAUUUACAAGUUAAAAGCUUGAGAAGUUAAAAGGAUGUUCUAUUUUUAUUUUUUUUAAAAAAGCUAUUAUCUAGAAUACAACUUGAUUGAAAGAGAUAAUCUAAAGCUUAGAAUAUAAAGUAUGAGUCUCAGUAAGACAUAAUUCUCUUGUUCAAACUGUAUCCCAAAUAGAUAAAUAGUAUCCUAAAUUUACCAAGAAUAAAGAUUUUUUUCAGUAACACAGUUUCUCAAAAUUUCACAAAUUACUCUUUUUUCAGUAUCUGCCAGAGUACACAUAUAGAUUUGGUAUGUAUUGACAUAUUGUGUUGGAUUAGCUACCAGUAAAAUAUUAUUGUAAUUUCAUUUCCACAAUCUAUACAAGACACUGGAAAUUUAUUUAUUAACAAAAUUGUGACCUCAGCUUCAGAGUGUCAGGGUCUCUCUUGUUUAGAAAGUAAUAUUCCUCUGAAACAUUUAUGUGAAUUGUCUAAACACCUACCAGUAAGUAAAACAAGAUUUAAAAAAAAACUUUAAUUCUCAAAAUGCAUUAAAAUGGAAAAGAUGUUAUACAAUGAUAAUAGAUGGAAAAAGCAAAGUAUUCAAUAUACAUGGUCAAUUCUAUAGUUAUCUUUUGUAUGCCAUUAUGUGUGUUUCUGUUAAUGUUAUAUUUAUCCAGUAGAAAAUUUCAAGAAAAUAUGUACUACAAAAAAGGAUUAUAAAUUAAAAAACAACAAAAAAAGCUAGUUGAGUAGUAGUUUAGCUUUAGAUUCUUGAGUUUAUUCCAUCGAAUUUAAAACUAUUUAAAAUGAAAUAUUGAUAAAGCUUCUUUAUGAAAGUAACUUUUCAAGUAAAUGUACAAUUUUAGAAUUUCUAUAAUAUGUUCUUUUAACCAGACUUUGUAUUGUAGAUUGUGAAACCAAUAAAUAAAAUCCAGAGAAAUGCUUAUAAAAUGUACUUCUACCUUUUAAGUUUUUUCCAAAGAACAAUAUGAGUUGAACAAAGACAUUUGU
Messenger RNA from Lepus europaeus (European hare), 3469 nucleotides. RefSeq names its product kelch like family member 4 (gene KLHL4). The record is from RefSeq and is a predicted model, not a curated record. Gene Ontology annotation, molecular function: protein binding. Lineage: Eukaryota; Metazoa; Chordata; Mammalia; Lagomorpha; Leporidae. The coding region runs from base 1 to 2157 and encodes 718 amino acids. The transcript is spliced from 12 exons.